AUGCAGACUGAAAAGGUCACCUCUUCCACCUCUAAGGUCUCCAGAAUGGCCUUUUCAAAGAAGAAAGUCUCUUGCCAGCCAGAAGAAUUAUGGUGGUUCUGGCAUUACUGCAUUCUCUUGACUGUCAAACAAUUCAGUAUCUUGGUGCUUGUUCUCAUUCCAGGAAAGCCAAUAUUUUCAGUGGACAUUCACCCAGAUGGGACCAAGUUUGCAACAGGAGGACAAGGUCAGGAUUCUGGCAAAGUUGUGAUCUGGAAUAUGGCUCCUGUCCUGAAAGAGGAAGAUGAAAAGAAUGAAAAUAUUCCCAAGAUGCUUUGUCAGAUGGACAAUCACUUAGCUUGUGUGAACUGUGUGCGRUGGUCAAACAAUGGAGUUUACUUGGCGUCAGGGGGAGAUGACAAGUUGAUUAUGGUGUGGAAACGAGCUGCGUACAUUGGACCUAGCACUGUGUUUGGUUCUAGUAACAAACUUACUAAUGUUGAGCAGUGGAGGUGUGUAUCAAUUCUCAGAAGCCAUUCAGGGGAUGUGAUGGAUGUAGCGUGGUCUCCGCAUGAUGCCUGGCUGGCAUCUUGUAGUGUGGAUAACACUGUUGUCAUCUGGAAYGCUGUCAAAUUUCCAGAAAUUCUUGCSACUUUGAAAGGGCAUUCUGGCUUGGUGAAAGGGCUGACCUGGGAUCCUGUUGGGAAAUACAUUGCAUCUCAGGCUGAUGAUCGAAGUUUAAAGGUGUGGCGGACCAUGGACUGGCAGCUGGAAACCAGCAUCACAAAACCCUUUGAUGAGUGUGGAGGGACAACUCAYGUGUUGCGCCUUAGCUGGUCGCCUGAUGGUCACUAUCUUGUUUCUGCUCAUGCCAUGAAUAAUUCUGGACCCACUGCUCAGAUCAUUGAGAGGGAUGGAUGGAAAACCAACAUGGAUUUUGUAGGGCAUCGGAAGGCAGUUACAGUAGUGAAAUUCAAUCCAAAAAUCUUCAAAAAGAAGCAAAAGAAUGGGAGCUCCACCAAGUCAAGUUGUCCCUACUGCUGUUGUGCUGUCGGUAGUAAAGAUCGAUCUCUUUCUGUCUGGCUCACGUGUCUGAAACGACCUUUAGUUGUCAUACAUGAGCUGUUUGACAAGUCAAUCAUGGACAUCUCCUGGACCCUUAAUGGACUUGGUAUCCUGGUGUGUUCCAUGGAUGGAUCAGUGGCAUUUUUGGACUUCUCCCAGGAUGAACUUGGGGAUCCACUCAGCGAGGAGGAAAAGAGCAACAUUCACCAGUCCACCUAUGGCAAGAGCCUGGCUAUCAUGACUGAAGCUCAGUUGUCCACCACCAUUAUUGAGAAUCCAGAGAUGCUCAAGUACCAGCAGAGGCAGCAGCAGCAGGGGGAUCAGAAGAAUGCAUCMAUUCGGGAAGGCUCUGGCAAUUCCACAGCUCCCAAAGUGGCAAGCAUGGUUAAUGGGGAGAGCCUGGAGGACAUUAGAAAGAAUCUCUUAAAAAARCAAGUUGAAACACGAACAGCAGAUGGUCGGAGAAGGAUCACACCUCUCUGCAUAGCUCAACUGGACACUGGGGAUUUUUCUACAGCAUUUUUCAACAGCAUCCCAAUAUCUGGAACUCUGUCUGGCUCAAUGAUGUCUUCUCAAAGUAACCAGCAGCUCAUGUCACUAGAUUCUAACGCAGCAAAUUCCCUUAAUACUUCAAAGCCUUCUGUAGAGCCAACAGCAGCCAGUAUAAAACCAACAGAUGAUGCAGCCAAUAAAGAUGGUGUAAAUGCUACCUCUGCCUCAGCUGCUCCUGCAUCGUCUUCCUCUGUGUUGACAACUCCAUCCAAGAUUGAACCUAUGAAAGCAUUUGAUUCUAGAUUCACAGAACGAUCCAAAGCCACCUCAGGGACUGCUGUUGUAACAAACACAAAUCAGACUGUUGUGGACAGACUGAAGGAUCAGAAUUUAAUUAAAGACAAUAAGCCCAAGGACAUUUUGGAGAGCAGCAGUGACAGUGAAGAGAAGAUUCCAGCUGUUAAACCACUCAGUGUACCCAAACGGAAACUGGAACUUGAGGGAGAAACAGUAGAAAAGAAGAAAAAAGGAAGGCCUCGGAAAGAYUCCAGACUUGUACCAGUAACUUUAACUGUUCAGUCCCCAGCUACACUGGCCUCUGAGAAGGAUGCUGCUUGCAUCUCUGCACCAGCAUUAGCACUUAAACUGCCAACCCCAAUCCCACAGAAAUCGUUUACUUUGCAAAUAAGUUCAGAUCCUUCAAUGUACCUUGAAGUGGAGAAUGAAAUGACCUCAGUGGGGGGUUCAAAGUUGAGCAGGUUAAAGUGUAAUCGAGAAGGGAAGGAAUGGGAGACAGUCCUCACCAGUCGAAUCCUCGCUGCAGCAGGAAGCUGUGAGAUUGUAACCGUGGCCUGUGAGAAACGAACAYUGUCAGUAUUUUCAGCUUGUGGUCGUCGCCUUCUUCCUCCUAUAAUAUUGAAUACACCCAUUUCCACCCUGCAUUGCACAGGUUCUUGCAUCAUGGCUCUCACCACUGCUGCUACGCUCUCUGUUUGGGAUGUUCACAAGCAGACAGCCAUUGUUAGAGAUGAGUCUUUGCAAACAAUAUUUUCAGGAAGUGAUGCAACUGUCUCUCAGAUCUUGCUGACUCAGCAUGGAAUUCCUGUCAUGAGCAUGUCUGAUGGAAAGGCCUACUGCUUUAAUCCUUCUCUUUCUACAUGGAAUCUUGUUUCUGACAAACAGGACUCUCUAGCACAAUGUGCAGACUUCAGGACUAGUUUGCCAUCCCAAGAAGCCAUGCUGUGUUCUGGGCCCUUGGCUGUAAUACAGGGACGGACAUCAAAUUCGGGAAGGCAAGCUGCAAGAUUGUUCUCCAUGCCUCAUUUAGUGCAACAAGAAACAACACUUGCAUACCUGGAGAACCAGAUAGCAGCAGCACUUAUAUUACAAUCCAGUCACGAAUAUCACCACUGGCUCCUUAUCUAUGCACGGUACCUAGUUAAUGAAGGGUUUGAAUAUCGUUUGCGAGAAUUAUGCAAGGAUUUACUGGGUCCAGUCCAUUACUCAGCUGGAAGUCAGUGGGAAUCAACAGUUAUGGGUUUACGAAAGAGAGAACUAUUGAAAGAGCUUCUUCCUGUUAUUGGACAGAACCUCCGCUUCCAGAGGCUUUUCACAGAGUAUCAAGAGCAGCUGGACAUCUUGAGAGACAAGUAGGGUGUCCCCAGAUUUUCCCUGUGGGGCCUGGUCUGAGAGAAACUGCUGAACAGCGYUAACCAGAGACAGAAGAGGAGCGAGAGCCCGGUCAGGGGGGACACUCCUGAAGAAGGGCUGUGCCGCAGAGGUGCCAGCAGAUUCCUGAAAAUGAUGAGUGGAGGAGAUUGACAGUUUCCCAAGUGAAACUCGACCAUCGAAGCUGUGGCCUCUGUUUCUAUGGAAAGUCAUGGAUAUGUACUUCAGGGGGAUCCUUUUGGAUCUGGAUCUCAUUUAAUAUUAAAACUAGCUGAGAACUGUUUGUGCGGUUUCUUGGAUGUCCUGUGAAAAGCACAGUACUUCAGAGUACACUGAACAGCAUAUUUAACCCUGUUUAGGGUUUUUUGCCUGAGGAUUUAUUGAGGCUCAACACUAUAUUAAAUUAGAUGAAUGAGCCACGUUAAAAGAAAUUUCAUAAAUAUUAAGGUAUUAUGCAGCCAAUAGACUCUUUCCUGUGAAUAUAAUAAUAAUAAGAGGCUGUUCUAACACAUGGACUAUUUUUGUACUAGAAUUUGCUAACUUGUAAUAUGGAAUUUUAUUUGGCCAAUAAUCAGGCUAUCACUACAAAGUCAUCUUGUAGGAGUUUAAUUACAAAGGCUAUGUUUCAAAGUAAUUCUACCAAAUUAACAUGUCAUCAUCAGGUUUUUAAUUUUUCAAUGUUUGUAAAAGGCAUUUUGGGGGGAGGGGGAGGGAUACGAGGGGGUGGCUCUUUUUGUAAGUACAAAAUAAAAGAACAUUGCAUUGGUUUAAAAAAAAACAAAAAGCAAAAA
Messenger RNA from Malurus melanocephalus (red-backed fairy wren), 3995 nucleotides. RefSeq names its product protein HIRA. Gene Ontology annotation, biological process: DNA-templated transcription; regulation of DNA-templated transcription; chromatin remodeling. Lineage: Eukaryota; Metazoa; Chordata; Aves; Passeriformes; Maluridae. Gene Ontology annotation, molecular function: protein binding; nucleosome binding. The record is from RefSeq and is a predicted model, not a curated record. Gene Ontology annotation, cellular component: nucleus; HIR complex. The transcript is spliced from 25 exons. Bases 1 to 3189 code for a protein of 1062 amino acids.